Molecule: messenger RNA, 831 nt
Organism: Lachancea sp. 'fantastica'
Lineage: Eukaryota; Fungi; Ascomycota; Saccharomycetes; Saccharomycetales; Saccharomycetaceae
Source: the annotation of a GenBank genome assembly
AUGAGCUCCAAAGUCACUUUCUGGGACGGAAAAGAACAUAUCGUGUAUGUGGUGGAAAUUGCCUUCUACAGCGUCCUUUUCAUUGCGUCUGUGGCGGCAUUGUUGAGAAGACGUCAAUUGGUCAAGGGCACCAUACUUUGCACGAUUUCUGCUCUCAAAAUUAGCGGUUCGGCAGUCAGUGUUCAUGCAGCGAUUCAAACCGUCAAUGCAAUUAAUAGCCCAGACACUUCCAAAUUUCCUUCUACAAGUCUUGUUACCGUUGGCGCAAUUUUGACAUCGCUAGCCACAGCACCGUUGCUUGUGCUGACACGAGCGUUUUGUCCGGAAGACAGUCUGCACAAAAAGUUGCAGAGAUUUUCCAGGAUCUUGGUAAUUGUCCCUGCUAUUCUCGCUAUUGUUGGGUACAAUUAUUGGGCUGAUGGAGGAUCUUCCAUGGACACAGGUAUCGCUCUCGUGAAAGCGUCGUCGAUUCUAUAUGUGGCACUGUAUCUGCUUUUCGUUGCAAGCGGUUUGAAAAAGUAUCUGCAGAUACGCGACAGCGCAACUCGGCUCGAGGCAACGGGUAUCUUCAUUGUCUUGACAGCAAUGCCUUUUUUCAUAGUUCGGUUCGUCUUCGUCAUUGCCUCUUCCUUCUCAUUGACCACCAACAUGAAUGCCCACCACAAGUUCAGCUAUUUUGAUGGAGACUGGAGAAUCUCACUAAGCAUGUUCGUGGUUAUGGAGUUCGUUGUUGAAAUAGUAUACUGCUUUGGCGUCCACCUGCUCAUUUCCAGAGAAGCCCAACAAAGCUUUGCGAGUAGCGACGAAGCAACAGAAAAGGAGAGCGCUUGA